UAUCCUCCAUCCCUUUCAGACCAAAAAAAAAAAAAAAAGAAAAAAACUAUCCUCCAUCCCUUUAGCUUUAACCCUUCGACCACAAGGGAAUGAUUCGUAAUUUGACUCAGCAGUCACGUGGUCGCUGUCCAUUUGUCUCCAUCCCCAUCCAUCCUUUGCCGCUCGUCGAUCCAUUCAAAAAUUUUAAGAUCCACAGACAAACAAACAAACAAUUUGCAGACUUCUGCACUACGCCCAUUUCCCAUUCGAUCUUUCUAGAAACUUUGAGAGAGAGACGGAGAUGGAAUCCGACGUUCCUCUCAUUGAAAUCACUGAAGAAGACGAUUCGCUGCUUCAAUUGAUCCAGGACGAUAACGUUUCGAGCAGUAAUAGAAGCAAAAGCACCAGCGACGACGCCAUUUUCUUUUGCUCGCCUCUCCAACCCUGCAGAUCCAAGCCAGUGGUGGUGAAUGAGAAAACCCAAAAACCAAGCUCUCCGUCAUGUAGAGAUAGUAUAGAUAAAGAGAAUAAUGGUAGUAAUGCAAACAAAAUAGAAGAACAAAAACUCAGCCUCCAGCCGCAGCAAAUGAAGAGGAAGAAGGGGGGAGGAUACAAUUUGCGUAAAAGCCUAGCUUGGGAUCGAGCCUUCUUUACUGACGAAGGUGUAUUGAAUUCCGAAGAGUUAUCCCUGAUUAGUGGAAGUACAAAUUCUAAUGGGUUGCUGUCAGUUAUCCACGAAGACACAAAUAGCAUUGCUGAUUCAGAAGAUCUAGAGGUGAUUGAAGAAAAAUUAUUCAAGGUAUUGCCGGAAAGUCCUUCAAGUAAAGAUAGGACUGUUGGUGGCAGUUUUUUACCAAAGCGUGACUCAUCAGCUAAAGAUAAUGCUGCGCCAGGUUCUGCGGCCAAGCGGAAGGUGCUUUCAGCCCGUGAUAUCAAUAGAAGUGGCUCAAAACGCAGUGGUUGCCCUCGACCUUUGGCCUCCUCUUCUCUGAAAAGGCCUGCGAAUGUGAAUACAAUGAAAUCACCGAUUAAAGAACCAAGAAUUUCUACAUUACCGGUUCGAAAACCUGAUCCCUGUCUGCUGUCUAGGACUUCCAAGAAUGUGAUGGUUGGUGCAAAUGAUUUAAAGAGGAAUCAGGUUGCUCACCCUGCAGGGAAAUUGAACAACAACAAAACUGGGCCAAAUAAUGCAAAAGUUGCUCCUGGAAAAUCUUUAACUUCUAAAAGUUCUGUUCGGCAAGCCAGAAGAAAUGUGGCCAGCUUCGUGAAGGGUUCACCAACCAAAAUACCAUGUCCACCUUCUAUUGAAGCAAAUAAUGGCUUCGAGGUGAUCUCAAAACAGACACUUCCUUCUACUGGUCAUGCAUCAUAUGGCCAUGAUGACAGAUCCAAAAAAACUGCAGUUCCGCAGAUGAUCUCAAAACAAGCACUUCCUUCUACUGGUCAUGCAUCAUAUGGCCGUAAUGACAGAUCCCGGAAAACUGCAGCUCCAGAGGCGAUCUCAAAACAAGCACUUCCUUCUACCGGUCAUGCAACAUAUGGCUGUGAUGACAGAUCCAGAAAACCUGCAGUUCCUCUUCCUCAUACUGGUGUGAACUUGUCACGUACUCAGCUCCCAACAUCAAAGCCAUCAGGUUUACGGAUGCCAUCACCAUCACUGAGUUUCUUUCAUCAGCCAAAAGCUUCUUCUUUGCCUAGUCCUUUGAAGACAAGCUCUCAGCCAUGCAUUAUUCCUAAUUUGAGGCAAGUUGGUUCUGUAGAUCCAAUUCAUGAAUUGAGGCCGCCCUCUUCCCUUGGGAAAAAGCAAAAUGUGAUCAAUGAUCGGACAGUAAUUGGAAAUGUUAAUGUCCAAUGCUCAAGUUCAGGUUGCUCAGUUUCAUCUACAAUUAACUCUGCCACAAAGGACAAGGUGGAACCAUUCUCGCAAGUAACAAAUAUGCAGAAGGUGGAACUGAAGGUACAAUCUAGCUCAAGUAGUUAUGAUAUGACAGAGAAUCAGCCAAAGUUCAAUAGCAUUCCUGUUCAUGAAGACCAACAAUCUAUGGGAGAGGUAGAAUUUCAGAGGAACGAUGAUAAGUUUCUUUUACAGGGGGGAUCCUGUGAACAAUUGGUUAAAGAUGACAAUAGCGUGAAGGCUGCUUUUGAUAUGGAGAAACCCCAUGUUACACCCCGUCUUAGUUCUGCAGUGAAAUUUCCCUGUUUUUCUGGCGAAAAUGACAUAACUGUCCAUCAACUUCUUGAAGACAAAUCCCAUGACUUGCCACAAAAGAAUUGUGGUGUCCUUUUAAGGUCCAAAUAUGAAGAGGCAAGUUCUUCUGGUAGUGUCUUAAUAUCAUACGAUGAUCAGUCAAGCAGCGAUCAUAAUGUCAAUGAACUGCAUGGGGCAGAAGCUGAUCUGUUUAAACCUAUGACCAGUGAAGGCAGCCAAAUUUCUGAUGAGGAUCAAAUGAUCUGGGAAAACACGGGUAGUUUCACCAAGGAAUGUCAAGUUUCUGAAGAUAUCCAGAGCUAUAGUUCUGUGAAGGUUGCAGGUGUCAGUCCAAAGGUCCAAAAUUCUAGUGCAUCUGAAUUGAAAAGGUCUGAUCCUUUGUCUGACUCUAGAUUUAAAAACCAAGCAAAAGAUGAUGGUAGUAGAUUUAACUCAAAGACUAGGAACCCACAUGUGGAAGAUGCACAAAUGCUGGCUUUAGGUGGAAGGAUGAUAGAUGAAAUGAAUGAUGUUGACCUCAGCACAUCAGCUCCAGAAAAUUGUCAACUGGUGAUAACUGAUUGUGGAAAUGAAAAACCUGAACAGCUAGACCUUCCAAAUUCCUGCUAUGUUGGAGAACAGGUUUUCCAGGAAAAUAAAUUGCACUUAAAUGAUUGUGUGUUGGAUGGAUUCAGUAUUUUCCCUGAAGAAUCCCAGCAGAAAAAUGUUCUUCAAUGUGUUGAUUCAAAAGAACCAGAAGGAACUGGUGCCUGCAGAAGUGAAUCAGAAUUUUCCAGAACCCUUUCUCUAAUUGGAAAUAUUAAUGUCCAAUGCUCAAGUUCAUGUUGCUCAGUUUCAUCUACAAUUAACUCUGCCACAAAGGACAAGGUGGAACCAUUCUCACAAGUCACAGAUAUGCAGAAGGUGGAACUGAAGGUACAACCUAGCUCAAAUAGUUAUGAUAUGACAGAGAAUCAGCAAAAGUUCAAUAGCAUUCCUGUUCAUGAAGAACAACAAUCUAUGGGAGAGGUAGAAUUUCAGAGGAAUGUUGAUAAAUCUCUUUUACAAGGGGGAUCCUGUGAACAAUUGGAUAAAGAUGACAAUAGAGUGAAGGAUGCUUUUGUACUUACUCCAAAAAGUAAAGAUAUGGAUAAACCCCAUGUUACACCCCAUCUUAGUUCUGCAGUGAAAUUUCCCUGUUUUUCUGGCGAAAAUAAAAUAACUAUCCAUCAACUUCUUGAAGACAAACCCCAUGACUUGCCACAAAAGAAUUGUGGUGUCCUUUUAAAGUCCAAAUCUGAAGAGGCAAGUUCUUCUGGUGGUAUCUUGAUAGCAUACGAUGAUCAGUCAAGCAGGGAUCAUAAUGUCAAUGAACUGCAUGGGGCAGAAGCUGAGCUGUUUAAACCUAUGACCUGUGAAGGCAACCAAAUUUCUGAUGAGGAUCAUAUGAUAUGGGAAAACACGUGUAGUUUCACCAAGGAAUGUCAAGUUUCUGAAGAGAUCCAGAGCUACAGUUCUGUGAAGGUUGCAGAUGUCAGUCCAAAGGUCCAAAAUUCUAGUGCAUCUGAAUUGAAAAGGUCUGAUGCUCUGUCUGACCCACAUGUGGAAGAUGCACAAAUGCUGGCUUUAGGGGGAAGGUUUAUGGAUGAAAUGAAUGAUGCUGACCUGAGCACUUCAUUUCCAGAAAAUUGUGGAAGGUUAAUAGAUGAAAUGAUUGAUGUUGACCUGAGCACUUCAGCUCCAGAAAAUUGUCAACUGGCGAGAACAGAUUGUGGAGAUGAAAAACCUGAACGGCCAGACCUUCCAAAUUCCUGCUAUGUUGGAGAACAGGUUUCCCAGGAAAAUAAAUUGCACUUAAAUGAUUGUGAGUUGGAUGGAUUCAGUAUUUUCCCAGAAGAAUCCCAACAGAAAUUUUUUCUUCAAUUUGUUGAUUCAAAAGGACCAGAAGGAACUGGUACCUGCAGAAAUGAAUCAGAAGUUUCCAGAACCGUUUCUCUAAUACCACAUGGUAUGCUAGAUUUCAGUUCUAAUGUUGCAGAAAUAGUGGAGUCCCAGAAUGUGGAUAAUACUGCAUCAGUAUCUGAAAACAAUGAAACAGUGGUUGAGAGUUACAACCUGGACUCACAGUCAAUGAGUGACUUUCAGCUUCAUUGUCAAGACUGUUCUUUGAAAUUGGAUAGUGUGGGUGAUUUCACGUCCAAGCUAAAUGUGAAAGUGCAAGUUGAGGGUAGAUCUGCGGUAAAAGACAUAAUUGAGCCCAAGGAUUUUGGAACCAAAGAUUGCAACUUACCUGUUGAAAGUUGCUAUGGUGUCCCUCAGUUACAGACUGAAGAUGACAAAAGCUAUUGCCAGCAAGAUACUUCAGUAGAGCAGAGUGAUAAGAUCAAUCUCAGUUCAGAUAUUGGUGUCAUACGAGAGUACCAGGACAUUAAUCCAGGAUCUUGUUUGAAUGGAACCUUGCUUGCAAACAGCGCUUCCUGCAAGGUAUUUGAGGAAACUGUUCAUGAGGUUGGUUUAGAUGACUCUGAUGCUUGUGGAAUUGAAUCAAAGAAUUCAAAAGUAGCAGCAGCAAUGCAUGAUGGCAGACCUGAUUUGGAGGAAAAGGCUGACUACUUACAAAUGGAAGUUGCAGUGACCAGCUCUUUCAAGAUUGAACCAUCAUCAGAAAAUCUUAAAAGUUGUACGAAGUCCAGUCAUGACAAUAAGCUAAGCAAUCAAGCUGGUCCUGUGGAGUCUGAUGUAUCUGCAAAAACAACCAAUGAAGAAAACUCUGUGUCAACUUUGGCAUAUAGUUCCUGCGAAGGGGAGUUAUGCUCAUCUGUCAUCUCUGAUCCGAGAUCAUCAAGUGGAAGAAUUCUGCAGGAAAUUGAAGUUAAUGUAUUGAGCAGAAAAACUUUGGCAGAGGAAUCUGAAAUUAAUAUCUUAGAAGAGAAUCAUACUCUUAGCAGUGAACUGCAGCAUGAGUUAGAAGAUACCUUGCACCCCACAGAAGAUAAUGAGGCAACAAAAGAGAUUAAGAAGUCUGGAAGUGAUAGGAAACAAGAUGCCCCUGUAAUAAAGCUUCCAUCGGAUGCUGUUCCAUUCUCGGAUGAAUGGUUAGCUGCACUUGAAGCAGCCGGAGAGGAAAUUUUGACAAAGAAAAGUGGUGCUGUACAAAAUUCACCCCCGAACAAAUCUGAACCUCAAAUAGGUCCAUGGUCACCGGUGAAACGAAAAACUAAUCAAGUAAUCGGACCAUUUGAUUGUACAAAACAUACCAACAACGUCCCUCCUAGUUCUCAAUGACCUAAUUAAGAGGAGUCUGCCUAAUCACUAACUGUGUGACACCAUUCUUCUUUCCUCCUCCUUUUCUUCUACUUUUACAGACAAUUGUCACAUUAUCUUGCUAUGAAACAUACAAAAAAAAUCAAGCAAUUCUUAUUAUUAUUAUUUUCGCUUCUUUUUUACCA
Prunus dulcis (almond) is the source of this 5616-nucleotide messenger RNA. RefSeq lists its product as uncharacterized. The record is from RefSeq and is a predicted model, not a curated record. Lineage: Eukaryota; Viridiplantae; Streptophyta; Magnoliopsida; Rosales; Rosaceae. The transcript is spliced from 11 exons. Bases 281 to 5452 code for a protein of 1723 amino acids. Gene Ontology annotation, molecular function: microtubule binding.